AUGCCUCGUCGAUCUUCUCGGGCCGCUCCGGCGUCAGCGGCUGCUCCAACGCCCGCACCAAAAAGGCGCGCGUCAGCGCCAGCAUUCACCACCACAGCCUCCAAAAAACAGAAGUCGGAUAGCACUACAGGCAAAUUACCCAUCAGGAAAACCACCAAGAAAAGCAAAUAUUUCCGAAAAGGAGCUGAGGAAUCUAAAUCAGAGGGCUCCGAAGGCAACACUACCGAACCCCCCGAUUCAGAAUCAGAUACGCCGCCAAAAGGCAAAGCGGGAAAAUCAACAAAACACAAGCAACAAGGACAGGAAGAUAAACCACUGUGGAAAGAGGGUGUUAAAACCGGUUUAGGACCGGGAAAGGAGGUCUUCGUCAAAAAGCCCAAAGCAAGAGAUGCGGGGAAGACACCAUAUGAGGAUCACACUUUGCAUCCCAACACCCUUCUGUUUCUGAAGGAUUUGGCAAAGAACAAUGAGAGAUCCUGGUUCAAAGCACACGAUGCAGACUAUCAGGUCUCGAAGAAGGACUGGCAAAGCUUUGUCGAAUGUCUCUCGGAGAAAAUCUCAGGGGUCGAUAGCACAAUCCCUGAAUUGCCCGCUAAGGACCUGAUAUUCCGCAUUCACAGAGACAUGAGAUUCAGCAGAAAUCCUACACCAUAUAAGGAUCACUUUUCGGCCGCUUGGUCUCGCACAGGCAAAAAGGGCUCUUACGCCGCUUACUAUGUCCAUUGCCAGCCUGGAUCCUGCUUUGUCGGUGAGUCAUGCUGGAAAAGCACCUCGGCCCUCGCUGUCAACAUGUCCCCGGAGAAGUUGUCACAUGGGAUCUGUCCCGGUGUCCCAACACGUUAUGCCUUUCUGCCUCCUCAAGGCGCGGGACUCUGGAAUCCAGAAGCCGAUAAACUAGCACGUAUUCGAGAAGAAAUCGAUAGCAAUUCGCAUCAGCUGAAGGCUGUGUUGAACGCAGAAGGGAUGCGUCGUGAGAUUUUCGACGGAAUACCCGAUGAUGAAGAAAAAGCUGUCGAGGCUUUUGUCAACCAAAACAAGGGAAGCGCUCUUAAGAUCAAACCCAAGGGUUACGAUGUGGACAAUGAGAACAUCCAAUUGCUUCGUCUGCGCAGUUUCACCAUUGGCAAGCCUCUUAUGGAUGGAGAGCUUCUGAGCCCCAACGCACAGGAUAAAAUCGUGGCUCUCAUUGGUAUCAUGGAACCUUUUGUUACGUAUCUCAACAGCGUCGUCAUGCCGGAUUUAGUGGACCCCGGUAACAUCUCUGCCUCUGAAUCCGACGCUACAGACUAG
This is a messenger RNA of Aspergillus tanneri, 1290 nucleotides long. RefSeq names its product DUF2461 domain-containing protein. NCBI's taxonomy places the organism in Eukaryota, Fungi, Ascomycota, Eurotiomycetes, Eurotiales, Aspergillaceae. The transcript is spliced from 8 exons. The coding region runs from base 1 to 1290 and encodes 429 amino acids. The record is from RefSeq and is a predicted model, not a curated record.